This is a messenger RNA of Panicum virgatum (switchgrass), 1178 nucleotides long. Its product is annotated as atherin-like. The record is from RefSeq and is a predicted model, not a curated record. Lineage: Eukaryota; Viridiplantae; Streptophyta; Magnoliopsida; Poales; Poaceae. The coding region runs from base 72 to 941 and encodes 289 amino acids. The transcript is spliced from 2 exons.
CGCCGUCGCCAAGGGAGAGGGAGAGACAAGGACCGAGGCCGAGCAAGCAACCUCCUCCGCGCGACCCACCCAUGGACCGGCGCCCGCCGCUCGCCGUCUCCCCGCGCCGCCUCCGCCCGCGCCCGCACCGCGUGCCGCGCCCGCCGCUGGUGCCGGCCUCCUCCGUGAAGACGCCGCCAGGGUCGAUGAAGAAGGCGGCGGCCCCGAUGCGCGCCUCCAUCUGCGCGCUCCCGUCGCCGGUCCGCCUCGAGCCGAGCCCCAUGCGCGCCUCCAUCUCCGCGCUCCCGUCGCCAGCCCGCUUCGAGCCGAGCCCGGCGCGCGCGUCCGCGGCCGCGGCGCUCCCGCCCCCGACGCGCGCAAAGCUCGACUUCCCCGCCGCCGAGGCGCCGCCUCCGGCGAGGGCGCCGCCCGGGAAGGAGAACCUCCUCCCCGCCGCGGCGCCGGCGGGGUCCGCGGAGAAGGAGAACCUCCUCCCCGCCGGCGCCGACGCCCACGACGAGCUGGUGGCGCUCAACCUCGCCGCGGUGGCCAGGGCCGCGGGCACGCCGGGCGCCGGCCCGCUCUUCGUGCGCGGCAGGCUCUACGACCUCUACUCUGCGCGCCGCGACGAGCGCCUCAAGCGCAAGCUCGGCUUCCCCUACUACGAGGACUCCGCGUCCCCGGCGCUGGACCCGGAGGCGAUGGCCGAGGACCCCUGCGUCGCCGUCGAGCUGUCGAAGCGCCGCGUCGCCAAGAAGGCCUACGCCACCACUGGCGCCGAGUCCGUCAGGAGGUCCAUGCCGGCCGCCGACUUCGCCACGGGCCGUGCCGGGGGCUUGGGGCCCAGGUCCUCCCUCAGGAGCAGCAAGGAGAUGAAAAAGGCCUCUGCCGCGUCCGGCGCCGUGUCGUUGGCUGUCAAGGAGAGGAGGAUCAACCCCAGGUCGUCCACUCGUAGGAUGUGAUCUCCAGGAGGAUGUGCUCCCUCAGUUGGAUGCGUAAUGUGGAUAUCGUGAUGCGAUCUACCUAUCUAGUAGAUGUCAGUAAGAAAUAUUGGUAGCUAUUGAUAAGAAAUAGCUAUGGAUUAAGUUGCUGGAAAUACUAUUUUGGUGUUUGGAGUUCAUUUGGUGAGAAAUACAGAUGCGUAUUUUGCAAUACAUUGUGGUGAAUAAGUUGAAUCUCACAUUACUGAGCUUUGUUUG